This is a messenger RNA of Symbiodinium sp. CCMP2592, 1815 nucleotides long. The record is from the annotation of a GenBank genome assembly. NCBI's taxonomy places the organism in Eukaryota, Dinophyceae, Suessiales, Symbiodiniaceae.
AUGGCAUCCGAAGAAAGUGCAAAGAGGCAGAGGACGGCCAGCGACUCUGCUUACGAUGCUCAUCUCAGCACAUGUUUGCGAACUUCUCAGGGCUCGGCUUUUAGGAUGCCUUGGGAGACACCUGAAUUUCGAAAUAGCUUGCUUGAUUUCAGUGUUCCUUUGGGAAGGGGGCCACUACCCCUCAUUCCUGUGAGCAGCAACAUUUCUGUUCCGGUUCCCAAACAGCCGGCUGUCUCUUUUGCACAUCGAUUCUCUCGUGUACGUCAUGAUAUUUCUUGGGAGAACCAGACCGAGAAGAGACUGGUGGCGGCCGUUCGGAAGUGGACUGCUCUUGUACUCAGGAGCCCUCAGUCUUUCGAUGUGGGUCGGAAGGUCACGUCACUAGCACCUGUCGGGGUCCAAGUGUCAAGGUCGCUGCGACAUGUGUUCGCAGGCAAGGCAGUUGGAACUCUGCACAGUCGGGCUGAUCCGCUCAUACGAUACGUGGCAUGGGCUGAUAGGCAUGCAGUCUUGGCAUUUCCAUUCAAGGAGGAUGACAUGUACGAGUUUGCUUGUGAGUGCGAACAUACAUGCUCGCCGAGUUUCCUCAAAAGCUUCCUGAGCGCGGUGACCUUUUGUUUCUUCAUUCUUGGAGCGGAGAGCGCUCAGGAGGCGAUGGCUAGCAUGAGAUUGAGUGGUGUGGCCAGGGCAUGCUACUUGACAAAGCGGAAGAGGGUCCAGCGCCCACCGUUGUCGACUGAGAUGGUACAGCGACUUGAGAGGUUUGUAGUUUCCCCCGAUGGGGAUCGCAUUGAUCGGUUCAUAGCUGGAUUCUUCUUGCUCUCGAUUUUUAUGAGGGCCAGGUAUUCUGAUACACAGAACAUGUACAAUGUCAGCGAGGACAAGCCGCAGGUCGACCCGUCUGGGCUUGGAGGCUACCUUCAGGCCGACAUCGCACGCAGCAAGACAUCUUACACCACUGAGAGGAAAACUCAGCUGCUGCCGAUGGUGUGUCCACGCAAGGGUAUCGCUGGCGAAGAUUGGUUCCAGGCGUGGUCCAUGCUGAGAAAGGAAUUGAACGUCCCUGUUGGAGAGGGGCUGCCCGUCCUGCCUGCGAUUUUGACCACCGGACACUGGGCUAGUCACCCUCCGAGUGCUUCGGUCGCUGCUGGAUGGUUGAGAAACGUGCUCCGCAAGUGCGGAUUUUCUGAGGCUCAGUGUUCCCCUAUUGGAACGCACUCAUGUAAAGCGACUUGUCUAUCUUGGUGUGCCAGAUUCGGCAUCGACAGCUAUGAUCAGAGAGUGUUGGGGUAUCACACGGCUCCGGGCGACCGCAGCGCCCAAGUAUACAGCCGCGAUGCCGUAUCAGCAUCGGUCAGGGUGCUCGAGAAAGUCCUCGCGGCCAUUAGGUCAGGGACUUUUGUUCCGGACAGUACCCGGAGCGGGUACUUCCCCACGAAGGACGACCCCAACGCCAGCUACGACUACGAAGCUUCCUCAGAGGCGUCUCUUGAUGAAGAGGAUGCCGAGACCGAUUGUCAGGAGCUCGAGCGAGCGCUGGACGGGGUCGUGGAUGGUUGGUGUGAGGAAGUGCCUAAGCGCGAGUUGAAGGCAGAGCACUUGGUUCGCAAUCGGUCUUCACGCAUGCUGCACUUGAUUGCCGACGAGGGCGGAACUUCUCUAUCUUGCGGCAGGACAUGCACGAAGAACUACGAGAAGGUGGCAGCUGUUCCAUCGUUUCUGUACCCUGUGUGUGCCAGGUGUUUCAACUCUGUCAAAACAGAUGCCAGUGUCGAGCCUGCUGUUGGAGAGCAGGUUAGAGGGGAUCAGAGCUGA